AUGUCGAAGAUUUUUUGCUUGUCCUUCUUGAUCAUCGCUCUGGCCGUCGGCUGCAAUGGCUACUGUUACAGCAACCAAUUUGAGUGUGACAGUGGCUACUGCAUAAGCAGCUCCUACCGCUGCGACGGAGAUUAUGACUGUAGCGACAGGAGCGACGAAAGUGGCUGUACCACCUACAGCUACUGUUAUAGCUACCAGUAUGAGUGUGACAGCGGGCAGUGUAUUAGCGACUCUGGCGUAUGUGACGGAUAUGACGACUGUUAUGAUGGUAGCGAUGAAGAUGGAUGUGCCGACGCUGCUGCCGCAGUAGGUCUGGCUAUUGGUCUCUCUGUCUUCUUCUGCGUCCUCUUCUGUGUGAUUAUCCCCAUCGCCAUAUGUGUCCUGAUAUACUGCUGUGUUGCUGGUCCUCUCCACUAUGCAAUGGCCAGUCGACCAACGACCGUGAAUACUGUUACCACAGCACCAGCCACUGGCGCUACUGUUGUCACUGCAAAUACAGUGCAACAGCAACAAGUGAAGGCCGCCUACCCUCCCCCUGCGUAUCCCCAGCCAAUGCAGCAGUAUCCACCAGUGCAGCCACCACUCUAUCCAGUCCAGUAG
Geodia barretti is the source of this 600-nucleotide messenger RNA. The record is from the annotation of a GenBank genome assembly. Lineage: Eukaryota; Metazoa; Porifera; Demospongiae; Tetractinellida; Geodiidae.